Messenger RNA from Neurospora tetrasperma FGSC 2508, 1318 nucleotides. RefSeq lists its product as uncharacterized. The record is from RefSeq and is a predicted model, not a curated record. Lineage: Eukaryota; Fungi; Ascomycota; Sordariomycetes; Sordariales; Sordariaceae. Gene Ontology annotation, molecular function: oxidoreductase activity. Bases 58 to 1083 code for a protein of 341 amino acids. The transcript has 2 exons.
AGAAUCGCCCACCACCACACCCAACCUCACACCUCACCACUCAGACCCCAACCCAAAAUGUCCAGCGACUUCAAACCCACCAACGUCCUCAUCAUAGGCGGCACCGGCACCAUCGGCGCCUACAUCACCUCUUCCCUCCUCUCUGCCGCCACUCCCAAACCCUACACCACUCUCUCCCUCUUCACCCGUCCCGGCUGGGACUCCAACCCCUCCUCCCAAAAGGCCCAACUCAUCAAGCACUGGCAAUCCCAAGGCCUCAACGUCGUAACCGGCGACGUCGAAUCCCUCGACCAAGCAGGUUUCACCAAGGUCUUUGAAGACGGCAAGUUCGACACCGUCAUCUCCUGCCUGGGCCGCGCUACGCUCAAGUACCAACCCAAAAUCAUCGACGCGGCUGAGCACUCACAAAGCGUGCAGUGGUUCUUGCCGUCCGAGUUUGGCACGGAUGUGGCGCAUAAUGAGAAGAGUGCCCAGGAGCCGACGCACGUGGGCAAGUUGGCGCUGAGGAAACACAUCAGGGAGAAGAUUCAGCGGUUGAAGGUCACGUAUGUGGUUACUGGGCCGUACUUUGACAUGUGGCUUUAUCCCACGCCUGGCUAUGAGCAGGCUGGCGGGUUUGUGCCGGCGGAGAAGAAGGCGUACAUCAUUGGUGAUGGCGAGGGCAAGGUUGGGUUUUGUACCAUGUGGGACGUCGGCAAAUUCGUCACCGCCACCCUCCGCCACCCCGCCCAAUCCUUCGGCAAAGCCCUCAAAGUCCAAUCCUUCAUUGUAACCCCCAAUGAAGUCCUCUCGGAAUUCCAGAAGCAAACCGGCUUCGAUUUCGAGGUCAUCAAGACCCCGCUCCCUGAGAUUGAAUCGCUCGAGGACGUCCUCUGGGACAAGAAGAGCGACAACCCGCAGCCCAAUCCCUGGGCUACUCUCGUCACGCUGCGUAGGAUCUGGGCUCGGGGCGGCACGCUGUACGAGAAGAAUGAUAAUGAGGUAUUGGAAGUCAACCAGGAGGAUUUGGAUACGUUGGAGGAAGGGGUGAGGAGGUAUUUGGCUGGUGGAUAUAAGGGGGAGACGUUUGGAGUAAAGGCGUGAGGCGCGUGAUGGCAUGCGGGGCGUGAUUCGAGAGGGGAUGCAUGGGGAAAGGGGAAAAAGUGCUAGAGGUGAACAGUGACUUGUGCUUGUCGAGGGUGGUGACUGCCCUUAUCUCAACACCUUACUUCCAUGUCCACUCUCGCUCUAUCCGCUCGCCCUCUUGGAAAUCCAGGCUAAUCUUCGUUAGAGGUAGUUGUCGUCUUACAAAUGAAACCCCCACGAUUGAUGGAUGUAA